AUGUCUCGCGCGUCAGGGGCGAGUUUCGCGCAAUUUUUCCCAUCCGCACCGCGGGCUGCCAAGGACAAAGCAAAGGAACGAGAGAAGGGGAAAUCGCAUACACUGGGGUCGCCGGGCAUCAAGCCUGUUGCUGACAGUUUUGCGGCCUCUCUACAGCCACGCGCUGGCAAUGCUAGCUCCAUCCCAUCUGCUGUCGAGAGCAACCCCUCAACAGAUACCACUGCCCCCCAGGCAGAAGAUAACGAAUCUCUACAAGGCGAUCUCCUGAAUGGUGUUGGCUCGGCCAGCUCGCAUGCCAGCACUACAUCUUCUGUCUUUAGCGCUCCUACUGCCCAGUCCAACAUGACGGCCUUCAGCAGCUCGCGGAAUAUCAGCAGCCUGACUCCGUUGACGAACACCGAUUCAUCUCCAAAUCGCAUGUCCAGCCCACACCAACCAAAAACAAGCGACCCAUCCAGCGUGCUUACUACCGAAAAAGUUCAAAAUGAUGCCCCACGAGCGCAACCUGCCUUGGCAGAUCAUAAUCCCCCACCUGCGCGAAUAUUCGCUCGCGAUCCUAAUAGAAGUAUAAAGGGCAAUAUAUGUACAUACGACCCCGAUAAGCACACAACGAGUGACAAGAAGAAGAAGGGAAAAGUAAAUUAUAAGGAUUUUGGCUUGGAUGAAGAUGACGCCCCCCCAGCGGAUCCGCGAUUGGCCAAAGGUGGCAGACUUGGUUACAUUAAUACCAAUUUCCACAAUCCAAAGUCACAGUUGCUACAUGCGCCAAAAUUACUCCCCAAGUACCGAUACGAGCCAAAAACCUCUUUGGGUCCCGGGCCGCCUACGCAGAUUGUUGUGACUGGAUUUGAUCCACUGUACAAUUUUGCGAAUUUGACGACCUACUUUCAAAGCUUUGGAGAAAUCGCCGAGAGCAGCAACAAACUUCAUCCGGAGACUGGCAGUUGUCUAGGCUUUGGUACAUUCCGCUACAGAGAUAAGAGCUCGAGGGGAGGAAUGACCAUUUCUGCAGUUCAAGCAGCAAAAAUCGCUGUUGUUAAGGGCAACAACAAUCGCAUUGGCAACCAUAACAUUAAGGUUGCAUUUGACCCAGAGGGGAAUAAGAGCAGGCGAAUGCUGGAAAAUGCCUUGAAGGAGUCCAAACCAGAGCCCCAGCCUACAGUCGCCAAAGCAGCAGCGCCUGCAGUUACAAAGCCACCAGAAGUUGUGAAGACAUCCGGGCCGCCACCAACGGCCCCGAAAGGACCAGCAGCACACGUGGCAAGAUCUGCUAUGCGUACGCCAUUCUCGCCCACUACGCCUGCAGUACCACCUACGAAACCUAGAGCCCAACAAGUUCUCGAUAACGAUGAGCCACUCUCUUUGAAACUCGAAUGCGAACCCUAUCUCUUCAUUUCGAAAGAAUCUGUACCGAUUCUCGCUGCUACUGUACCGCAUUUGAGGAAGCGCCUAAGAUUCUUCGGAGAUUUUGACAUACAAUUCGAUCGUUAUGGCUACUAUGUCAUUUUCCCGAAUAGUCCUUGGGGAAGAACGGAUUGUGAAAAGUGUUACAAGGCCACAAAUGGCACACCCCUAUUCACCUACGAGAUGAUGAUGAAGAUGUACUUGCAUGGUACAAAUGGCGCACGAUCAUCCACACGUCACGUUUCUGAUUCCAUUCAGAAGCGCAGCCGCAGCCACAGUCCAUCUCGCAGAGAACUUGAAGCGAGAGAUAAGCAAGAUGACGAGGCGCGUCGGAAGGAGGAAGAUGCUGAUAUGGAAGAAGAGCGAAAGGAGCGCACCAAGAAUUUUGACCCGUCAAAGGAGGCGAUCGAAGUUAUUCGAAGGGAAUUGAAAGAUCAGCUGUUGAAGAAUAUUCAGACAAAGAUUGCAUCACCAAUAUUGCAUUCUUUUAUGGAUCCCGCCAACCAUGUCUCAAAGAGACGCAAAUUCAACAUUGCGGAUCCAAAGGACUUGAAACUUCCACUCAUCCACGAGGAUGAUGAUCAAGAUCCUAGUCCAAUCGGAACUCCAAAUUCUCGCAUGGACAAUUUGGACCGCCGUACCCUAGGAUCCAAAGUCAACUUGGCUGCGUUGGGACGAAUCCGCAUGGCGAAAGGUGGGCUGAAGAAGAAUGCUGGGUUCAAGGACCCCUUUGCAAGAGCACGGCCCCAAGUGAAGAAAGCUGUUGUUCGGCCAUUAGCUCAUCGCUGGAUUGAGGAGGACGAUUCAGAUGAUGAUACAGAAGAUCGUUCUCGGGCUGUCUAUACCGAAGAGCCAGAUUCGAGACCCCGUAGUAGAAUGAGCUCAGAUGACGAAACCUCUGAUGACGAGGACAGCGAUGCGCUUGCUUCUGGGCGUGGCAAUCACGAAUCUGCAUCGGUCGACACUCGUGAUGAGGAUUCGGCCAGUGAGGCCAAUUUUGUUGUAGGGGAGCCCAUCGCUGCAACCAAGAAACGGAAACUCGAGCUACAUGUCGAAGCUGCUCUCAAACGCCAAAAGAAGACAGAUGAGGAACUCUUCGGUAUUGAUGCAGAUAAGAUCGAACAAGCAUUCCCGCUCUCUGCUUCCACUGUUGACGAGGAUACUCCCAUGCCAGAUAUCGACGGAGUCAUCAGACCCGAAGAUGAUGCAGAUGCUCUUGCACAAAGUAAGAAGAAGGCUGCCAAGGCCAAGAAGAAGUCCAAGAAACAGAUCUUCGAAGAACGGGAGGCCCUCAAAAGGCAACAAGAAGGAGUAUACCUGGACGAGCUGCUUAGGGAGCCUAGUGUCGAUCGUGGCGUGGACGAUGAGGAUGAUAUCAUGGAAAGUGCCCCUAUCGAGACCUCUGUUGAGUGGGGCAUGUCAGCAGAGUCGCCCCGACCCACCGUUGACGACGACUUUAAAUACAUUCUAGAUGUUGACGGUCUCCAAAAUAUGCUUAAGGACGAUGAAGAUGGACCUUCUGCCUCGAUCGCCUUCAUGGAGUCCAAACCUGCAAGAUUGGCCAGUGUAGCCAGCGUGGAUGCCUGGACCUGGCUGCAAGAGGAUAUUAAAGCUCUCAACCGGGAUGGCUUCAAGGGUCUCGUUUCAACCAACACCGACGUUGAAGGCUACUACGUCCCUAACAAAACCGGGUCUGCCCGUACCGAAGGGACUAAGAAGAUUCUUAAUUCCGUUAAAUCUCUUUACUUGCCCCAUCGAAUCAAAGUCCAGAAAGCUCGAGAGGAACGUGAGGCACAGGCCACUAAAGCCGGUAGGGACUUUGUGGCCGAGGCAGCGGAAGCAGCCAAGGUCACCGCUGAGAAACUGCUCGCCAAAGGCAACUCUCGAGCUAGUCGUGUCAAUAAUCGUCGCCUCGUGGCUGAUAUUUCGCUUCAGAAGCAAGCGCUGGGUGAGGAUUCAGAUGUUUUGCGGUUCAAUCAACUCAAGAAACGCAAGAAGCCUGUCAAGUUUGCACGAUCCGCCAUCCACAACUGGGGUUUAUAUGCCAUGGAGAACAUCCCGGUUAAUGACAUGAUCAUUGAGUAUGUCGGUGAGAAGGUCCGCCAGCAAGUUGCCGAUCUUCGAGAAAUCAGUUAUCUCAAGAGUGGCAUCGGAAGCAGUUAUCUCUUCCGUAUCGAUGAAAAUACGGUGGUUGAUGCGACCAAGAAAGGUGGAAUUGCCAGGUUCAUCAAUCACAGCUGCAUGCCCAACUGCACGGCCAAGAUCAUUACGGUGGAAAAGAGUAAGCGAAUCGUCAUCUAUGCACUGCGCGAUAUCAAGAUGAACGAAGAACUCACCUACGAUUACAAAUUCGAGCGUGAGAUUGGGAGUACGGACCGUAUUCCCUGCCUCUGUGGCACAGUCGCUUGUAAAGGAUUCCUCAACUAA
Molecule: messenger RNA, 3831 nt
Organism: Lachnellula hyalina
Lineage: Eukaryota; Fungi; Ascomycota; Leotiomycetes; Helotiales; Lachnaceae
Gene: set-1
Product: Histone-lysine N-methyltransferase,H3 lysine-4 specific
Exons: 3
Coding region: 1-3831 (1276 amino acids)
Cellular component (GO): Set1C/COMPASS complex
Molecular function (GO): protein binding; histone H3K4 methyltransferase activity; nucleic acid binding
Source: RefSeq, a predicted model, not a curated record